GGAAAAGGACGAGAAAGAGUCGGAGCCGAAGAGUGAUCUUUACUCUGAAGCUUGUCGAGCGUUGCGCUGUGACGUCACGGUCGGCGUCUCCGCCAUCUUAGUUGUGGUUAAAGAGGUGGCCACUUCGGAAGUGGCUGCUUGUGUGCUGCCGGGUAGAUGCUCAGGCUAUGUGGGCUUGGCGUGGUGCUGAGCCUGGUCGCGGCGGCGGCGGCGGUCAUGGCCGUGUGGUUGAUGGACUGGUUGGGUCCAGAGGGUCCCCCCUCUGGCCUUCGCCUCUUCGCACCCGAGGAGCUAGCCCGCUAUCGCGGCGGCCCAGGGGACCCGGGUCUGUACUUGGCGUUGCUCGGCCGCGUCUACGACGUGUCCUCAGGCCGGAGGCACUACGAACCUGGGGCGCACUAUAGCGGCUUCGCAGGCCGGGAUGCAUCCAGAGCCUUUGUGACAGGAGACUAUUCUGAAGCUGGCCUCGUGGAUGAUGUCACUGGCUUGUCCUCCUCUGAGAUACUGAUGCUUCACAAUUGGCUUUCAUUCUACGAGAAAAAUUACGUAUUUGUCGGGAGAUUGGUAGGAAGGUUCUACAGAGAGGAUGGGCUUCCCACUUCAGAAUUAACACAGGUAGAGGCCAUGGUAACUAAAGGCAUGGAAGCAAAUGAACAGCAACAGAGAGAAAAGCACAAGUUCCCUCCAUGUAAUGCCGAAUGGAGCUCCGCCAAGGGUAGCCGGGUCUGGUGCUCCCAAAAGAGUGGAGGUGUGAACAGAGACUGGAUUGGUGUCCCCAGGAAGAUGUAUAAGCCAGGGGCCAAAGAGCCCCACUGUGUGUGUGUGAGAACAACUGGCCCCCCAAGUGACCAGCAAGACAACCCUAGACACUCAAAUCGUGGGGACUUGGACAAUCCCAACUUGGAAGAAUACACAGGCUGCUCACCUCUGGCCAUGGUGUGUUCCUUCCCGCUCUGAGAUGGUAUCCUGUGUGUUGAUGACACAUGGAGAACCUUCCCUACAUCUCCAGGAAGCCCUUAAUGCUUAUGCUGUAGGAGGCUCCUGGCAUGAAAACAGGAGGGUCACAGACACCAGCCUCGCUCUGCAAAUGUGAGUCACGAUUCUGUUGACUGAGACAAGAGCCUGAUAGCCUGCCUGGUAUGUUCAGUUUGUUUUGACACUGUUUGGAACCUUGGUCCCCUAUCAUCUUCCUUCAGAGCCUGCAGACAUUCAUGAACACAGUGUGAUCAACAUAGAACUGCCUGGAUAGAGAGCCUGUGUGCUCCAGCAAGGGACUUCGCAUGAACUCAUUGCCGCCCUACCCAGAGCUUGUGCUCUUCCCAUCGUGCCAGUCCUGCUGGUACUUGGAGCUAUAGCAGAAGACUGUUGUGACUCUCAGCAGAGGAGCAGGCAUUUCCCAAGAAGCUGCGCAUCUUGCAGAAUCAAGGUAACUGUUCUAAGUCACAAGGUAAUUGUCUAAGCUUGCAAAACAGUCAACUUUAGUGACAUUUCUAAAACCUCUCCUCCAAGGAAAAUUUCAAUUUACUGACUCCAUCAGAGCUGGGCUGGUACAGGGAGAUGUGAAAAUACACUGGGAUGGGCGGAUUCUGGGCUAGGUGACUUUUUACUUACACAGAUGGAGCGCACCCAGAUUCCCCUGCCCAAGUGAACAUUAAGCAGCUCCCUUCCCUCAUAUCAUUAAUGUGAGGUUUUUCCUCUACUCCCUGAGUUUCUGUAACUACUACACAUUUUGAAAGGGGCUUCUCAACCCCAUUCACUGCCGAAAAUUCCCCUUUCUUCUCUGCAGGGGUCAGUUCUUACUGAUUUUUAUGUUGCUCAUUUUAGUUUUUGAGACAGGGCCUCCUGUAGCUCUGGCUGUCCUGGAAGCUCCUAGGUAGACCAGACUGACACGGAACUCACAGGAUCUAUCUGUCUCUGCCUUCCAAGUAUUGGGAUUAAAGGCCUGUGCCACUAUGCCUUGCAAAUUCUUACCUGUUUUGAUCUCUGCUACUUUUUUUAAAAAUUACUUGACUUUUUGAGAUAGGAGUUCAUGUAUCCAGGCCAGCCUUGAAUUCAAUAUGUAGGCAUGUGCUCCCAUGCUCAGUUUAUGCAGUACUAGGGAUUGAACCAAGGCUGUAUGCAUGCUAGGCAAGCAUUUUACCAACUGAGCUACAUCCCUAGGCCCUAAAUCUUCAUUGUUUUUGACUCUGUUGACCAUGCUGUCCUGCACAGUCCCUAUAAAGUCCUCACUUGCUGCACUGAUCACACUGCAGUGCCUCCUUCUGUGUCUCUGAAAGCUUCAUCCCUAGGAACACUCUCUUUGGCUUUUCUUUCUCCUCCUUCAGGCAGUACACUGCUAGGCUGUAUCUCUGAUCCAAAGGGCUUGAAAAUAAAGAAACUUGUGAGCACUUUCUAAGGGCACAUUGCUUUUUUUCUCUUGCAUACAUGAUGUAUGUGUGUGCAUAUAUCCGUGAAAUGUGAUGUUAGAGAUCUUUCUAUAUUUCCCUCCUUUUAUGAGACAAGGUCUCUUACUAAACCUGUAACUUAUUUCACAAGAUUAGCUGGCCAGCAAACUCUAGGAACCCUCCCGUCUCUUCCUCCCCAGUGCUAGGCUAUAGGUGUGUAUCUUCAUACCUAGGUUUUUACAGGAUCUGAACUCCAGUUCUUAUACAUGUGGCAAGUUCUUUUUGUUUGUUUUUUGUUUUCGAGACAAGGUUUCUUUGUGUAGCUUUGGAGCCUGUUUUGGCAUUUGCUCUGUAGACCAGGCUGACCUCGAAGUCACAGAGAUCUGCUUGCCGCUUCCUCCCAAGUGCUGGGAUUAAAGGUGUGCCACAGCCCAGCCAUGUGGCAAGUUCUUUACGAGGUGAGCCAUGCCCCCAGCUCUACAAACCCGACAUUGCUGAUGCCUCCAUCCUCCCUUGUCACCAGAUAUCUUGUUUUCAGCUGUGAAUCUGACACAAACUUAGGGUCACCCAGAAAGAGAAUCUCAACUGAAGAACUGCCCAGAUCACAUUAGCCAGUGAUCACGUUAGACUGCGGCAUGUCUGUGAGGCAUUUUGUUCCUUUCUUUCAUUUGUUCUUAAAAAAAAAAAGAAUAAAAAACCAUUUCUUUUUUUUCCUUUUUUUUUGGUUUUUCAAGACAGGAUUUCUCUGUAGUUUUUGGUGCUUGUCCUGGAACUAGCUCUUGUAGACCAGGCUGGCUUUGAACUCCCAGAGAUCCACCAGCCUCUGCCUCCCGAGUGCUGGGAUUAAAGGCGUGUGCCACUACCACCCGGCAAAAAAAUCAUUUCUCUAUGUAGUCCUGGCUACCCUGGAACUUGCUGUGUGACAAAGCUGCCUUAAAUUCAGAGAUUCCAUCUGCCUCUGCCUCCUGCUGCUUAGAUUAAAAGCAUUAAGA
Chionomys nivalis (European snow vole) is the source of this 3376-nucleotide messenger RNA. Its product is annotated as neuferricin. The transcript is spliced from 4 exons. Gene Ontology annotation, cellular component: membrane; endomembrane system. NCBI's taxonomy places the organism in Eukaryota, Metazoa, Chordata, Mammalia, Rodentia, Cricetidae. The record is from RefSeq and is a predicted model, not a curated record. The coding region runs from base 157 to 957 and encodes 266 amino acids.